CUCUACCUCUCUCCUUUUGCAUUGCCUUCCCAUAUCACUUCAAGGAACAGUGAAAAAAAAUAAAAUUCCACCGAUAAUCCAAAAAUACCUGUUCAAGUUGGCAUCUAUCAACAGAUUACUUGAAUCUAAAAAAAAGGAACAGAAAUGCCACCACCAGUAGGCGCCCCCCUACACCCACCUCCUGAUGGAGGCUGGGGCUGGGUAGUGGUCGGAGCAUCUUUUAUCUCCAUUGGAUUUUCAUAUGCAUUCAAAAAAAAUGUCACAGUGUUCUUCAAAGAAAUUCAGCAAAUAUUCAACACUACCUACAGUGAAAAAAAAUGGAUAUCAUCCAUUAUGCUGGCUGUUAUGUAUGCAGGAGGUCCCAUAAGUAGUGUUCUGGUGAAUAAAUAUGGUAGCCGACCAGUGGUGAUGGUAGGAGGUUUAUUAUGCUGUUUGGGAAUGGUCACAGCCUCUUUUAGUACCAACGUAAUAGAGCUUUACCUCACGAUGGGAUUCAUUUGUGGUUUAGGUCUAGCCUUCAACCUGCAACCAGCCCUAACGAUCAUUGGCAAAUACUUCUAUAAGAAACGACCCAUGGCUAAUGGCCUUGCCAUGGCAGGAAGUCCUGUUUUCUUAAGCACAUUGGCUCCUUUCAAUCAGUACCUUUUUAAUACUUUUGGCUGGAAAGGAAGCUUCUUGAUUUUGGGAGGUAUCCUGUUGAAUGCCUGUGUGGCUGGGUCCCUCAUGAGACCUGUUGAACCCAAACAAGUUACCAAUAAGUCUAAAAAUAAGAUUGGCAUAAGAGUGGAUGAUUCAGGUGUGAAGAAAAGCCAUAAGAAGAAAUCAGCAUGGGAGAAAGUCAAUACGUAUUUAGAUUUCUCCCUUUUUAAGCAUAGGGGAUUUCUGAUAUAUUUAUCUGGAAAUGUCAUUAUGUUUCUAGGGUUUUUUGCCCCCAUUAUAUUCUUGGCUCCAUAUGCUAAGGACAAAGGAAUUGAUGAAUAUUCUGCAGCUUUCUUGCUGUCUAUUAUGGCUUUUGUUGAUAUGUUUGCUAGACCUGCUGGAGGACUCAUUGCAAACUCCAGACUUAUCCGCCCCCGAAUCCAGUACUUCUUCAGUUUUGCAGUCAUGUUCAAUGGAGUGUGCCAUCUCUUGUGCCCACUGGCAGAGGACUACACAAGCCUGGUGUUAUAUGCUAUAUUUUUUGGUCUUGGAUUUGGGAGUGUUAGCAGUGUCCUCUUUGAAACUCUCAUGGACCUGGUUGGCCCUCAAAGGUUUUCCAGCGCUGUAGGACUUGUCACAGUGGUGGAGUGUUGCCCCGUUCUUCUUGGUCCUCCUCUUGCUGGGAAAUUGGUGGAUCAAACUGGACAGUAUAAAUACAUGUAUAUAGCCUGUGGGGCUAUUGUGUUCCUAUCAAGUGUGUGGCUGCUGAUCGGCAAUGCUAUAAACUACAGAUUGCUUGCAAAGGAAAAGGAGGAGGAAGAAAGGAAGAAGAAACUGCAUACACCUGAGUCCAGAGAGUCUGAACCCUUGAACAAAUCUAACCAUCAUGAUGUUAACGUCAAAAGUACAAGAACAGAGAAUAAUUCCUCAGAAAGAGAAACUAAUAUUUAACAAGAAUCACAUCUCUGAUUUCAGUGUUUAUGACUUUCUUAGGAGUAUUUUUUUUUCAAAAUAUUGGGGAAGUUUUUACUUGAAAUGAGGCAUAACGAAGGAUGGAGAUGAGAUUUUCCUCAAUGGCAAAUUUUUAUAAGUUUAUUUUUUAACACUUGUUUGGAUAGUCCAGUUUUGAGAUUAUGCCUAUAAAGAAUCCAUGCAAUGGGUUUAUUUCCAUACAUGACUCUGGUUGUCAUGGUUAAAAUAAUUUUAAAGUCUUCCAGUGACUUCCAGUCUUGGUUAUAGAGAUCUGAAUCCCAAACCACUGGUUUAAGUAGUUAGAAGGUGUAUGUUUAAUCCUAUAAGAAUACCCUGUCCAAAUAUCAUUUUUUAGUGUUAAAUAGAAUUGAAGGAAAAUGAAUUUUCUUCUGGUGUGCACAUGCACACACACACACACACCUCUAUGUACACACGUGCACAGAGUCCCAGCGAACAAAAGACAAGUAAGUUCAAAAAGAAUAUUAUCACUUUUUUUAACUUUAAAAAUAAAUCCAUAGAGAAUGAA
Molecule: messenger RNA, 2137 nt
Organism: Odobenus rosmarus divergens (Pacific walrus)
Lineage: Eukaryota; Metazoa; Chordata; Mammalia; Carnivora; Odobenidae
Gene: SLC16A7
Product: solute carrier family 16, member 7 (monocarboxylic acid transporter 2)
Exons: 5
Coding region: 145-1590 (481 amino acids)
Biological process (GO): transmembrane transport; monocarboxylic acid transport
Cellular component (GO): membrane
Molecular function (GO): monocarboxylic acid transmembrane transporter activity
Source: RefSeq, a predicted model, not a curated record